Moesziomyces aphidis is the source of this 876-nucleotide messenger RNA. Lineage: Eukaryota; Fungi; Basidiomycota; Ustilaginomycetes; Ustilaginales; Ustilaginaceae. The record is from the annotation of a GenBank genome assembly.
AUGCCAGAACGUUCAACAGGUUCGAUGAUCUUCAUCGGCGAGCGCUGCGCGUUCGAUGAAUGCCAUCGCGAAGACUUCCUCCCCUUCAAGUGUGGCGACUGCCGCCAGCACUACUGCUCAAACCACUUCCGGCCGCAGGCGCAUCGUUGCUCUCACUAUGACGAUAAGGAUCUCGACUACCGCGUACCUCUGUGCCCAAUCUGCGACCAGCCUCCGCAGGGGUGGCAGCGCGACCAGGAUCCGAACAUUGCCAUGGAUCGUCACCUCUCCGGCCAAUGUCCCAUGCUCGACAGCAACGGCCAUCUCAAGCCAGACGCUUCUUCCCCCGCUGCGCUCAAGAUGAAGAGGGUCAAGAAGGCAAACGAAUGCUCGUUCGUCAAGUGCUCCAAGAUCAUGGUCGUGCCCAUCCAGUGCCCACAGUGCGCCGCGUCCUUCUGCCCCUCUCAUCGCGCACCCAACCAGCACAGCUGCCAGCAUUCGUCAUCUUCCUCUCCGUCCGCGUCCUCCGCUCGCAUCGCAUCCACGGCUCCAGCAAGCGGCAGCGGCGGCAUCAAGAGCGCAUUCCAGAAUCUGAAGAUCAGCACACCGCAGCUCGGAUCCAGCAGCAUGCCCACCAAGAGCACCGGCUCGAAACUAUCCGCCACCGCGCCGAAACCGACCGCCGCAAGCUCGACCUCGCAACCAUUUGGAAAGAUGUUUGACAAGUCAGAAAAACGCGCCAAAGCAGAGAGGCUGUCCGCCAUCCGCGCCAUGCAGGCGCGCCAGCGCAAAGGCAUCCUAUCCGAUGCAGACACCGUCAGGCUCGCCGAAGAAAUGGCAGCCCUGUCCAAGACAGAGAGAAUCAAGGCUUCGGAUUCGGAUUGCUCCGUCAUGUGA